UCUCGCACCUCCGCGCGAUCUGCAGCUCCUGCCGUGGGCUUCGCAGCGCCGGGAGGGGCCAAAGCGGGGCUCUGGCCAUUCGGGGCUCGCCUCGCUGUCGCGGCCCCACGCUCGCGACCCGGAGUGGAGUCCUGAGGGACCGGGAAAGGAAGGGCGUGGGCGUUCGGGUCUCAGAGGGGCGGCUGAGCAUAGUAUCCAAGAUGAAUGACAGCCUGUUUGUCAGUUUGGACAGACUUUUGCUAGAAUUUGUUUUCCAGUAUGAGCAAGAUAUAAGUACUAAGGAAGAUAUGAUUCAACGAAUUAAUAAAUGCCUUGAAGAUAUUAAAGAAAAUAAAGCAGCUAUUUGUAAGAUACAUGAAACUAUAAAUACAACAGAUGAGGAAAUUGGGCAUUAUUGUAAGCAUAGUAAAGAGAUCAAAGACAACUGUACUAACUGGAAGCCAACGUGUGAUGUUUUUCAUAAACAUGAAGACUAUAUGCAGGACCAAUUUACUUUUUAUCAAGAAACUAUUGAAAAAGACAAAAAAAUGUACCAUGAUUAUAUAUGUCAGUAUAAAGAUGUUUUGAAGCAAUACCAACUAAAAUACUCAGAAACACCUCUUUCACGUGAAUAUUAUGAGAAGAAAAAAGAACAUGAAGAAACUCAAAACAGAGUGUUGGCAUGUACUGAACAACUAAAAAUGAAUGAAACUAUUUUUAUGGAAUUUUUAGUGCCUGCUCCCUUUCCAUCACUUACCAAUUGGACGUUACAUAUGGUCAAUUUGAGAUUCAAAACACAAGAUAUUCUUAAACAUGCUGGCGAAUUUUCCAAAAGUUCAUCUGAAUUGAAGAAAGAAGUAGAUGAAGUGGAAAUAGAAAUUAAUUAUUUAAACCAGCAGAUUGCAAGACUUUAUGAAAUGAAGACUCUUUCAGAAACUAUGGAAGAAAAAAAUAAAAAUAUAGAAAAGAGAAAGGAAUUGAAAGAAAGUUUUCCCUUUAGAAUUUUUGAAAAAGAUGAACAACAUGUACUUACAUUGAAUAAAACUCCUCAAAACAGUCAAUUAUUUCUUCCAUAUGAAUCUCAAAAACUAGUCAGACCAAUAAAGAUGCAUUCUUCAGAACCAAGAGUUACAGAUAAAAAAGAAAAAAGUUCUGUGAAACAGUCAAAGCUUGCCAAUAUUGACUUCGGACAAAAAGAAAAUGAUGCACAGGUAUUGAAUGAUUCUACCGUGACUAGCUAUUCAAAAUGUUCACAUGUUACAGCUAUUAAAAAUUCACAAAAUGUUAUGCAGUUCAGAUUGUUAACCCCAAAGAAACAAUCAGAUUGCAAUCAAUGGUUUGAAAAAGGAGAUGCAGAUGCUGAGUGCGGAGAUAAAGGGACAGUAAAACAAUUGAGAGAAUCAAAAUAUACUUCACAAGUUAUAUAUGCAGAACAUUUUGGGAACCCAAAAGAAAGUAACAGUGAUGAAGUAGAAGAAAGGCCUGAGAUUUUUCCACAAACUCCUGAAAUUCCUUUAUUUUUAAGGACUCCUGAAGCUGUGAAAACACCUGAAUCUGUGGAGAAAUUACCUAAAACCCCCUCAUUUGAAAUAAAUAGAAAUACAACAACUGAAGGUCAAACACAAAAGGAGUCCCCUGGAUUUUCUUUCCUUAUGAGUUAUACUUCUAGAUCACCUGGAUUGAAUUUAUUUGAUUCUUCUAUAUUUGAUUCUGAAAUCUCAUCACAGCAGUUUAAUGAACAUUAUUCUGUGGGAAAUUUAAAUCCUCUCUCAUCACAACAAGAAAUUGGAAACUUAUUUGGGAAACCAGAAGGAGAAGAUGCCUUUACUUUUUCUUUUCCAUCAGACUCUUCAACUCAUACAUUUGGAGCUGGAAGAGAUGAUUUUAGUUUUCCGUUUUCAUUUGAACAGGAUCAAAACUCAACACCUUCUUCUGUAAAAGGUUUUUCAUCCUCCUCACAAAAUACAACUCAAUUUACUUUUUUCUGAACUAGUUACUAAUUUAUUGAAUUAUUUUACUGCUUUGUAAUCAUCUAGGGCACAAAUUUACAUUAUUACUUAAAUAUGAUAGUAGCUUUCUUUUGUUGAUUAAAGCAAUAAUGGGUUACCACAGUUACAUUAUUUGAUUUUAUUUAUUUAAAUAUUGAAGGAAAUUAAGCCUAUGCCAUCUACUUUCAUUUUUAUUUGCAGCAUUAGCUAUCAUUAUUUGUUUUGGUUUUGAUUUUGCAAGCCAUAUUCAGACAGAAUCUAUGCUUCACUACUGUAGUAUAGAGUGGUACUUUAAGAAUAAUCUCAGAGAAUUUAUGUUUUUUAUAGUGAAUAAAAUGUAUUAUUUUUUAUAAUAUAAUAAAAAUUCAAAUAGUAUCAGUUACUCUAAUAUCUUUAAUAGGAGGAAAUUAAAUGUGAAGGGCUAGAGUAAUUUCUGAAAAUUGGAUGGUUGCAUUAAUGGUGAUACUGUUAAUAUAUAUUUUUGCUUAACUCUUUUUGAAGAACAUUUAAAAUUCUGUUUCCUGUCUUCAACAAAAAAUUCAUCUUUAUAUUUUAUAUGCAGAACUUGCUUGUCAAUCAAUUAUAUAGCUUAAAUGAAGAUAAUUAAAAUUUGGUUAAAUUAUAUGGACAUAUUGCUCAAUAGCUUUGUAUCUUGUGCUUUAAAAAAUUAGUUGUAUUGAGUUAUCAAGUUAUAAGAAGUCUGACUCCAUAUUUUGGUGUGUGAGCGCUGACAGGUGUUAAGCCUCACCCUGUUUUCUUCCCCUUCUGCCCCACAUCUAGCCAAGCUAAAAAGAGAGCCCAGAUGUUCACUCUUUUGGCACUAGUUCAAAACAUGUAUAGGAACUUUUGCCCUGGCCCACCCCUAACCACCUUAAAAACCCAAAGCCAAUCUCCUUUCUCUACUCUGUCAAGCCAUUUUCAGACCAGCUUGGGAGGCCUGGUCUUCUCUCCCCAGAAAAUGUUAUUAUGGAGUAGUAAACCUUUUCAUAUCCUACUGGAGUGUGUGAUGUCAUCAAUCUCAAUAUCCAAACCAAAUUUGGGAUGAGACUCAAUCUUGCUUCUUCAGAGUGUCUACAACAUAUUACAACUGUAUUAAAUUAAGCCUUCUCAAACGUUUUGGAAGUCAAAAGCAUGAUAUGACUAAUGAUAGAAAGGAUUUAAGGAAACAUUGGACUAUGUUUUUAAAAAUCUUUAACAGCUGGUUGAAAGAUAAAAAUUUUAGUUAAAAAAUUGGGAUUUUUCUUUUUGUAUCAAUUUUUAAUUUUACUGACCUUGUGAUUUAAUUAAUUGAUAGUUUUGGUGUAAUAAAGACAUGGACAUAUAUGAGAAAGGAUAAAAAUGUUGCAGUUGAUUUGUUAUUAAUUAAGAGGUUCAAAACUGGCUUCAGCCUUGAAAGGCCCACUGGUUUCAUGGCUUAGUUUUACUUUAAAUAGAAAAAUGUAUAGCGUACCAGUAUGGUUAGAUUUAUCAUGUAUCAGUAUAAGAGGUAAAAUAAAAUAAGUGUUUCUAAAGUA
Molecule: messenger RNA, 3481 nt
Organism: Vicugna pacos (alpaca)
Lineage: Eukaryota; Metazoa; Chordata; Mammalia; Artiodactyla; Camelidae
Gene: C6H14orf39
Product: chromosome 6 C14orf39 homolog
Biological process (GO): oogenesis; meiotic DNA double-strand break processing involved in reciprocal meiotic recombination; spermatogenesis
Cellular component (GO): central element
Source: RefSeq, a predicted model, not a curated record